Messenger RNA from Brenthis ino (lesser marbled fritillary), 246 nucleotides. Lineage: Eukaryota; Metazoa; Arthropoda; Insecta; Lepidoptera; Nymphalidae. The record is from the annotation of a GenBank genome assembly.
AUGUUCCUGAGUUACAGCUGUGAUGAACCUAUUUCCUACCAACAAUCUAUGAAGAGACCCGAUAAAAGAAAAUGGGAAGAAGCCAUAAAUAAAGAAUUGCAAACACUGGAGGAAAAUAAUACAUGGGAAGAGGUGGCAGAAGUUCCUGACGGAGAAAACAUAACAAUAAGCUUGCCAUUGAUGUUAGAAAUUUAUCAUAAACAAUGGAUCCUCGGUAUUCAAAGAGUACAAGCACUUUUGUUUUAU